CUCUUAUCUAAGAGGGCGUGUCCCAAACGAGUCUAGUAAGCGAGGAAUCACCUGAGCUCAUUACACCAGCAGCGCACAGGUGUAAAAAUGGGCAAAGCAGUUGGACGCUGGGACUUUGAAUGGGUCUAUAAUGAGCAACCGCACACAUGGAGAAGAAAAGAAAUAUUAGCAAAGUAUCCUGAAAUCAAGUCUUUGAUGGGUCAUGACCCCCAGCUGAAGUGGGUCGUGUCAGGGAUGGUACUCACCCAGCUCCUGGCGUGUUACAUGGUCCACGAGCUCUCCUGGAAGUGGGUGUUGUUUUGGGCGUAUGCGUUCGGUGGCUGCAUCAACCACUCUUUGACCCUAGCCAUCCAUGACAUUUCACACAAUGUGGCCUUUGGCACUAAAAGGGCACGCUGGAACCGCUGGUUCGCCAUGUUCGCCAAUCUCCCGAUUGGCUUGCCUUAUUCAGCAUCCUUCAAGAAGUACCACAUCGACCACCAUCGUUAUCUCGGAGGAGAUGGAUUGGACGUGGAUAUUCCUACCGACCUUGAGGGCUGGUUCUUCUGCACCCCAGCCAGAAAGGUGCUCUGGCUCUUUCUCCAGCCUUUGUUCUAUGCGCUCCGUCCAUUGGUGGUGAACCCCAAGCCCGUGACCAGGUUGGAGAUGCUGAGUGCGGUCGUGCAGUUUAGAAGUUUCUGCCUUUUAAGAGUUCUCAGGAAGCACUCAGGCUGA
Sinocyclocheilus rhinocerous is the source of this 714-nucleotide messenger RNA. RefSeq names its product sphingolipid delta(4)-desaturase/C4-monooxygenase DES2-like. The transcript has 3 exons. Gene Ontology annotation, biological process: ceramide biosynthetic process; sphinganine metabolic process. The record is from RefSeq and is a predicted model, not a curated record. Gene Ontology annotation, molecular function: sphingolipid delta-4 desaturase activity. Bases 88 to 714 code for a protein of 208 amino acids. NCBI's taxonomy places the organism in Eukaryota, Metazoa, Chordata, Actinopteri, Cypriniformes, Cyprinidae.